AUGAAUGUGAACUCAACAUUCCCAGAAUUUGGAAGAAUAGCUGGCAAUGCAUACAAACGAUUAAAGACUGGUAUAUCGGACACAAUCGGUGAUAUCGUUGGCCCCAAACCUAACGCCGACAUUGAAUACGUGCCAAACAACGGUCCGGUCGAUGAGGUCUAUAGCAAACACCGCGAGAGACACAGCGGACGACUGCAGCGGAUCUGCGAGUUCUUCAGACGCGGACGACUCCAUAGGCGGCCCUGCAAUGAGAGGCACAGAGACAGAGACAGAGGUAGAGAUAGAGACCGGUUUAGGGACGAAGAGAAGGAAAGGGAACGCGAAAAGGAUAGACAACGCGAGAGGGAGAGGGAAAAGGAUCGAUAUAAAGAGACCGAUGAUAUUAAACCGGUUCCAGGACCAGAAGAAGUGAGUGGAAAGCCGUGUAAGACUAGCGAUGGACUGUUGGGCACGUGUGAGAGUUCGACCUAUUGUUUCAGUCAAUACAACGAUAUGAAGGAUUAUGUGGUCAAUCGGUGCCCGCUUUCUAACGGCGUUCACGGAGUUUGUUGUCCUAAGGAAGUGCGCAAACCAUUGGAAACUCGGGUGCCGAUCCGUAUACCACUUCCUGUGCUGCCAUCCGCUAAAAUAAAACACAUAAGUUUGGAGGACAUCGAUAGAGCGGCGGCAGACGCUCACAGAUUUAUCGAGAACUAUAUUAAAACGGAAAGAGAGCUCAUCGAUAAGGGU
Medioppia subpectinata is the source of this 729-nucleotide messenger RNA. The record is from the annotation of a GenBank genome assembly. Lineage: Eukaryota; Metazoa; Arthropoda; Arachnida; Sarcoptiformes; Oppiidae.